Molecule: messenger RNA, 354 nt
Organism: Frankliniella occidentalis (western flower thrips)
Lineage: Eukaryota; Metazoa; Arthropoda; Insecta; Thysanoptera; Thripidae
Exons: 2
Source: RefSeq, a predicted model, not a curated record
UUAGAAUUCAGGUUGUCCAAGUGCGCCGACGCCAUCAUCUCCAUCAACACGUGCGAGUAUGUGGAGACGUUCAACUAUGCAGUCGGGACCUGCACCGUCAUGAAAAUUCCCAACGCGCCGUGGACUCAGUUUUUUGCUUCGAUGAAUCCUCCCUUCUUCUGCCCCAUCAAAGCUGGAAACUACUCCUUUCGCAACGCGGGAAUCGACCCCAAGACGCUGGAGCAGUACCAAUACGUACCAUUUCGCACGAUUGAUAACGCGAUCUGGAUCACGACGCUAAGAAUGUUUGACCAAGACGCUCGCGAGUUCAUCUGCUUCAACUACACCAUCGAGUUCAUGAGGACGCGACAGUGA